UCCUUGGCUGCGGUGAAGAGGGCUUCUCGGCCCAGGUCCCCCAGCUGCACUGCCCCAUGCGGCCCUGAGCCCAACAGCGAGUCCACUAUGGGUUGUGGGGCCUGUGUCCCCUCAGAGGCCACAGGGGUUGGCAUCCAGGGCCGUCGGCUGGGAGCCGUGCUGGGUGCCCUGUGUGUUCUCCCCAUGCUCGUGCUGCUGGCCUGGCUGGGGGUCCCGGUGAUGCUGGCCUGGAGGGCAGGGCAGUCUGCUUUCCGCACCAGCUUCUGGGCUUGGGGACAGACCCUGCUGGCUCUCGCCACACACCUUCUGCCCUUGAAGGGAGACAUCACUGCUCCGGACACCUCUGGGGUCCCGGCCACCUGGAUCCCAGGCCCACUGCCCCCCCGCAGACGCCGUUAUACGCUAACCCCGGACAGGCUGCGCUGGGACCACUUUAACCUCACCUACAGGAUCCUCUCUUUCCCAAAGAACCUGCUAACCCCCCGAGAGACUCGGCGGGGCCUGGCAGCCGCCUUCCGCAUGUGGAGCGACGUGUCCCCCUUCAGCUUCCGCGAGGUGGCCCCUGAACAGCCCAGCGACCUGCGGAUAGGCUUCUACCCAGUCAACCACACGGACUGCCUGGUCUCCGCACUGCACCACUGCUUCGAUGGUCCCACGGGGGAGUUGGCCCAUGCCUUCUUCCCCCCACAUGGCGGCAUCCACUUUGACGAUAGCGAGUACUGGGUUCUGGGCCCUACACGCUACAGCUGGAAGAAAGGAGUGUGGCUCACAGACCUGGUGCACGUGGCGGCCCACGAGAUCGGCCACGCGCUGGGCCUGAUGCACUCGCAGCACAACCGGGCACUCAUGCACCUCAAUGCCACGCUGCGCGGCUGGAAGGCGCUGUCGCAGGACGAGCUGUGGGGGCUGCACCGGCUCUACGGUUGCCUGGACCGGCUGUUUGUAUGUGAGUCCUGGGCUCGGAGGGGCUUCUGUGAUACUCGCCAGCGGCUCAUGAAGAGGCUCUGCCCCAGCAGCUGUGACUUCUGCUAUGAAUUCCCCUUCCCCACGGUGGCUGCUACCCCGCCACCCUUCAGGACCAAAACCAAGCUGGUGCCUGAAGGGAGGAAUGUGACCUUCCGCUGCGGCCAGAAGAUCCUCCACAAGAAAGGCAAAGUGUACUGGUACAAGGACCAGGAGCCCCUGGAGUUCUCCUACCCCGGCUACCUGGCUCUGGGCGAGGCACACCUGAGCAUUAUCGCCAAUGCCAUCAACGAGGGCACCUACACAUGUGUGGUGCGCCGGCACCAGCGUGUGCUCACCACCUACUCCUGGCGUGUCCGUGUGAGGAGCUGAGCUCCUGGAGCCCUUUGAGUGGCCUCUUGGCUGAUAAAGCACUUUCUCUCUGA
Molecule: messenger RNA, 1388 nt
Organism: Otolemur garnettii (small-eared galago)
Lineage: Eukaryota; Metazoa; Chordata; Mammalia; Primates; Galagidae
Gene: MMP23B
Product: matrix metallopeptidase 23B
Exons: 8
Coding region: 88-1335 (415 amino acids)
Biological process (GO): extracellular matrix organization; proteolysis; collagen catabolic process
Cellular component (GO): extracellular matrix
Molecular function (GO): metalloendopeptidase activity; zinc ion binding
Source: RefSeq, a predicted model, not a curated record